Molecule: messenger RNA, 1046 nt
Organism: Varroa destructor (honeybee mite)
Lineage: Eukaryota; Metazoa; Arthropoda; Arachnida; Mesostigmata; Varroidae
Product: cuticle protein 10.9-like
Cellular component (GO): extracellular matrix
Source: RefSeq, a predicted model, not a curated record
UGACUUUGUCGAGCUAGUGUGGACGUACUGAGCGCUAUAAAUCAAGCCGAUUGAGCAAAGCGAAAUCAUACAAAUGCAAAUGCUUGCGUCUAGUGGUAGCCAGAGCGUUUGACUUUAUUUUAUCUAGCAUCAAGCUACAAAUCUUCGUCCUUAACUCGAAGCUAACAUUCUUCAACCAAACGGAAGUUCACGUACAAGCGAACAACUGAACAAAAAGAAGGACCGGAGUUGUACUGAGUUCCCUGCCUUAUUGAUCGCGCUAAAGUACAGCCAUUUGAAUAUGCAUUUUGCGUCCAUGUUCGCCGUGUCAGUGGUCCUCGUACCGCUGUGUGCCCUCGCCCAGCCGCUAACAGGCCAUAGGGUCAGGGGCGCACAAGACGAUUAUGGUCGCCCACAGCCGUACGAAUUCAGCUACGUUUCACAAGAUCAAGAAGGAACCCAUGGUCAUAGUCAACAGAGUGAUGCGCAGGGACAAGUGCAGGGUCAUUAUACUAUUCAGCUGGCCGACGGGCGCGCCCGUACAGUGCACUAUACCGCUGACGAGAACGGUUACCGGGCCGAGAUUCAAACGAAUGAAAUUGGAACGGAGUCGAAGAGUCCAGCCGAUGUAAGGCUUGUCUCGUCAGCAAUUACGGGUGAACAGGCAGCACAUCAAGCGCCGGCUCAAGGACACCAUUUGGCGUAGACAACAGACAAAAUUUAUAUGCAAAAUACUUUGAUGGACUCUAGCUGAUGCCUAAACCUAAUGGGCGUGAAGGGUUCACAAUAACGAACCUGACGAUUUAGGCAUCCAUUUAGCCUCCCGCGGAGCUUACGUAGUUGGCACUUGUGUCAGUCCUACUCGACCGAUAGAUGGAAGUAUGAUCUUUAAUUCAGCGAGGCUGGCUUAUAAUUAAUUAACAUUAAGGCAAAACGGGCGAGCCGUUAAAGCUUUUUUGUUUGCUCUUCAAACAGUCUCUUUUUUUUUUAAUGUCUCCAUUUAGAAUGCGUUCGUCUGUAUACGUUACUGUAAUAUAGGUGUAUUAUAGUAAUUACAUAAUAAUAAA